AUGUUUUAUUUCCUGAUAAUUUUCAUAUUAUUAACCAGUUUAUUAAAUAAAUGUUUUAAAAUAAUGAAGAUAGUAAUUCCUCAAACGAGCGGUUUAAAUAUUGUUGAUAAAAAGUUCGAACCUAAAUAUUUUGUUAAAAAUAAAUUGAGAUUUGUUUCUCCUUAUGUAUAUACAUAUAAAUUAUUUUCGAAAAAACGAUGGGUAGGGAAAAAAAUUGCUGAUGUUAUGACAUCUGAAUUUUGUGCUUAUGAUAUGAAUUAUUUUAUAGAAUCCAUAAAAAAAGGAUAUGUAAAAGUAAAUAAACAAAUGGUUUCUACUGAUUAUAUAAUUCAAAGUAAUGAUUUUAUAGAACAUAAAUUAUUAUUAUUUGAAAAACCAGUUCUUUGUAAUAAAAUUAUUAUUCUUUAUGAAGAUCAAAAUUUUAUAUGUGUUUAUAAACACUCUAGUUUGCCUACACAUCCGGUGGGUUCUUAUCAAUAUAAUUCCCUCUUACGUAUUUUACAAAAUUAUAUAAGUACUUCUCAAAAGAUUAAACAGGACGAACAUGAUCAGGUAAUCGCACAAAACGAAAAAGAAAAUUACAAUCAAGAUGUAAGUCAAGAUGUAAGUCAAGAUGUAAGUCAAGAUAUAAAUCGAGAUAUAAGUCGAGAUGUAAGUCAAGAUGUAAGUCAAGAUAUAAAUCGAGAUAUACGUCAAGAUAUAAAUCAAGAUAUAAGUCAAGAUAUAAGUCAAGAUAUAAGUCAAGAUAUGAAUCAAAGUACAAACACAAAUACAAACACAAAUACAAACACAAAACCUGUAAAGGUCGAAGAACAAAGCGAACAUGUGAUAAAAAUCAAUUUUAAUUUUAAAAAGGAAAAUUUUGGUUUCAUGCUAGACGAUAUUAAAGAAAAUCCCUCAUGUGAUGAUAAAAAAAUAAAAAUAAAAAAUGAUCACAUAAGUAAUUGUACAAAUAAUAAUGAUAAUUAUAAUGAUAAACAUUUUACCUAUGAUGAUGAUAAGGAACAAACAUAUUACCACAAAAAUGUUACACAAAAUAUAAAUGAUCCACAUAGAAAAGAUGAGAUUCUAAAUAUAUCACAAGAAAAAAAAAAAAGAAGAAAAAUUAAACAAGCAAAUAUUAUAAAUAAUGAACAAAUUAAUAAUAUGGAAAUAGAAAAAAAACAAAAUGAAAAUAUCGUCGAUACGUUAAAUGUUUUAAUUAACUGUAGGCAAAAAAGUAUGAACCAAAUUAAUCAUGAUAAAGAAUAUAAUGCUGAUCAUAUAAAUAAAUGUAAGCAAAUAUAUGAGCAAAAUGAACAAAAUGUAGAAAAUGUAGAAAAUGUAAAAAAUUUACAAAAUGAACAAAAUGUACAAAAUGAACAAAAUGUACAAAAUGAACAAAAUGUACAAAAUGUACAAAAUGAACAAAAUGUACAAAAUGAACAAAAUGUACAAAAUAUUCAUAAUAUUCAUAAUAUUCAUAAUGUUCCAAAAUACAAUUCUUAUAAUAACCAUUUCGAUAAAGAUUUAAAAACACAAGACAAAUCAUAUAUCUAUACCCUUCACCGAUUAGAUAAGCUAACAUCAGGUAUUGUAUUCUUCGGAAAAAAUAAAAAAUUCUCCACCUAUUUUUCCCAAAAUCUUUCGGAUAAUAAAAUAAAAAAAACAUAUAUUACAAGAGUACAAGGAGAUUUUAGAAAAUUAAUCAAUAAAUUGUUACAUUCUAAUAAUAUUAUUAAAAGGGUAAACGGUCAAGAUAAUAAUUUAGACAAUAUUAUUAAUAAUUAUUGUAAUAGCAUGAAAAAUAAUGACAAUCUUAAAUUUAAUAAAUAUGAUGAAGAGAACUUAUUUGAAAAUGAUAUCUUCCUUUAUGAAAAUAAUUAUGAAAAAAAUAAUCAUGACAAAGAAACAUGUGGUCACAUGAAAGAAAAAAAUAUGUUUAAUAAAUUAAUACAACUUGUAAAAAAUAAAAAAGAGGAGUUGGAUAAUUAUUUUGAUAUGAAUAAAUUUGACAUUACAUAUGAUAUAAAUAAUGAUAAAUAUGGCGAUAUAAAUAAUGAUAAAUAUGGUGAUAAUCAUAAUAAUGAAGAUAUGAACAAUCUACAUAUAUAUCAUAAAUAUUUUAUCAUAGAUUUUGGUUAUAUAUAUUGUGAGAAUAAAAAAUUAUUAAAAUACGUUUUUACGAAAUAUACAAAAGAAAAUGGUCUUCAAUUUAAUGAUUAUUUAUUAAAACCAAGUAUAACGAAAUUUAUGUUCUUAUCAUAUAAUUCGUCCAUUGAUGAAUCCUUAAUUUUAUGUCAGCCGAUAACAGGAAGAACACAUCAAAUAAGAGCUCAUCUCAAAAGUUUAUCAUAUCCCAUAUCAAAUGAUGCUCAUUACAAUAAAACAUUUGAACAAGAAUAUAUUCACAAAUCAAAUUAUUUAUAUUUUGAUGAACGUACCAGAAGAGAACAUAUACAAAUGAAUGAACAAACAAAUAAUGUCCUACAAAAUAAUAAUACUAAUCAUGGUAAAAAUAAUAAAACAUUUAAUAAUGAUAAAGAAUUAUUUGAACAUGAAACUACCAAAAACCAUUCAUAUAAUCAAAAAACACCUUGUGAAAAAUAUAAUUAUUUUCCUCUCAUUCCGUUUAUUAAUACAUCUUUCAAUUGGCUAUAUGAUCAAAAUAUUAAUUUAAAUCAAGAAUAUAAUGAAAAAGAUAUGAACAAGUAUUUUUUCAAAAAUAUUAAUAAUGUCUCUUAUCAUAGUUCGGGGAUAUUCUUACAUUCAUUCAGAUACACAUGGACAAAUAUUUUUGAUGUUUUUACCCUUCUUCCAAAAUGGUGUCAAGCUUUUUACCUUCCACAAACAUUAAUAGCUUUCUUAUUAUACGGAGAUUUGUCAUAA
This is a messenger RNA of Plasmodium falciparum 3D7, 2868 nucleotides long. RefSeq names its product putative pseudouridylate synthase. NCBI's taxonomy places the organism in Eukaryota, Apicomplexa, Aconoidasida, Haemosporida, Plasmodiidae. The record is from RefSeq and is a predicted model, not a curated record. Gene Ontology annotation, biological process: pseudouridine synthesis; RNA modification. Gene Ontology annotation, molecular function: pseudouridine synthase activity; RNA binding; pseudouridylate synthase activity.